AACAGGUAAUUUUUCUUGUAGUGCUCGAUCCAAUCAUUAUCAAAGAGGUCCUGUAUUAUACGCAUGCGCCAAUGAUAGCACAUGGCGCAUGCGAGUGACGUCACCGUCGUAUUGCUGUGGGUACUAGUCGGAAGAAGGAGGAAUUGAGAUUUGUAAACGUGAUUAGAUCCUGUUUAAUGAACAAUGUAAUGAGGAUUACAUUCUAAAUCACUUCAGAAGAACAUCCAAAGUGGAUAUAUAAUCGAAGUAGGCAACAUGAUAUUUAGGAUGAAAGUAGAUAAAUCUGAGUUUAUUCAUUGACAGUAGGAGUUUGAAGAUUCAGAACAAGUAUUAGCAAUUUAAGUCUGUAAUGCCAAGCUGAAAGCAAGAAAUUAUCAUGGCAACUGUUGAUGGCCGCCCCGCACAAUAUGGUGUCACACUCCAGAAGCUCCGGGAGCUUAUGGAGCACCAUGGUCGUGAAGCUAUUGAAAGGAUAAAAGAAGAUUAUGGAGGUGUCCAAGAACUCUGCAAAAAACUUUAUACUUCUCCUACAGAUGGGUUAAGUGGUUCUGCAGCAGAUCUUGAACAUAGGCAAAUGACAUUUGGAGCAAAUCUUAUUCCCCCAAAACCACCUAAAACUUUUCUACAAUUAGUGUGGGAAGCUCUUCAGGAUAUCACACUUAUUAUUCUAGAAGCUGCUGCAAUUAUCUCUUUGGGUUUAGCAUUUUAUAAACCACCAGAAAACUUAGAAGUAAAUGAACUUGAAGGAGUUGGUUCAUCGGAAGGAGAAGGAGAAGCAGGAUGGAUAGAAGGUGCUGCCAUUUUAGUGUCUGUUCUUAUUGUCGUCCUAGUUACAGCCUUCAACGAUUAUACUAAGGAACGUCAAUUUAGAGGUUUGCAAAGUCGAAUAGAAGAUGAACAUAAAUUUUCUGUUAUUCGUGGUGGAGAAGUUAAUCAAAUACCUGUGAGUGAAAUUGUGGUUGGUGAUAUUUGUCAAGUUAAAUAUGGUGAUUUGCUCCCUGCUGAUGGCAUUUUAAUACAAAGCAACGAUGUGAAAGUUGAUGAAAGUUCUUUAACAGGAGAAUCAGAUCACGUCAAAAAAGGGGAGAAUUAUGAUCCAAUGUUGUUUUCAGGGACUCAUAUAAUGGAAGGCAGUGGUAAAAUGCUUGUCACUGCUGUAGGUAUUAAUUCCCAAGCUGGCAUCAUUUUCACUUUGCUUGGUGCUGCAAGGACAGAGGAUGAAGCUCAAAAAAAGAAAAGGAAAAAAGGUAGGAAAUACAAUAAAGCUUUAAAAAUUAUUUCAAUUUAA
This is a messenger RNA of Centruroides sculpturatus (bark scorpion), 1288 nucleotides long. RefSeq names its product plasma membrane calcium-transporting ATPase 1-like. Gene Ontology annotation, cellular component: membrane; intracellular membrane-bounded organelle. Gene Ontology annotation, molecular function: ATP binding; P-type calcium transporter activity; ATP hydrolysis activity. The record is from RefSeq and is a predicted model, not a curated record. The coding region runs from base 377 to 1288 and encodes 303 amino acids. Gene Ontology annotation, biological process: regulation of cytosolic calcium ion concentration. NCBI's taxonomy places the organism in Eukaryota, Metazoa, Arthropoda, Arachnida, Scorpiones, Buthidae. The transcript is spliced from 9 exons.